CUCUCUCUCUCUCUCCCCCCUCCCCCUCCCCCUCUUUCUUUAUUUAUGUCCUCUCACUCUCGCACCCGCACCCGAAACAUGGCGGAGGAGCAGAACGGCGGGCGUCGCGAGGAGGACGGUGAGCGGUUGUUCCCGCGCGCCGCUCUGAGCGCGCAGAAGCGGCAGUCCCGCGUGACGGUGAAGUACAACCGCAAGGAGCUGCAGAAGCGGCUGGACGUGGAGACCUGGAUCGAGGAGGCGCUGGAAGAGCUGUACGCGGGUUUGGAGGACGAAAUGCCAGACGAGAUUGAUAUUGAUGAACUGUUGGUACUCCAGAGCGAUGAAGAGAGAGUGCAAAAAAUACAGGAGUUGCUGCAGACCUGCACAAACAGCACACAGCAGGCAUUUAUCACUGAGUUACUCCAGAAGCUGCACGGCCUCCAAAAACAGGAGGAACUUCAGAACAAGGGCAUCGGCCACCCCUGUCUCCACAGCUACCCCCAUCACCAUGGCAACGUCCAUCACCACGGCAAUGCCCCUCACCACCAGCAGCAGCAGCAGCGGGCACACCAGACGCUCUAGCUGGGUCCCACAGUGCACUGUGCUGGCCGGUUGAAGGGGUGCAGGCUGAGCUCCCCUAAAACACAGACUCUGAAUGAACGCACACAUACACACACCUGUGACUUCACUUACUUUCACUAACAGCUUAAUCUGAAGACUUUAUACAAACACACCAGCUUUAGAGCAACACUGUUGACUCACCAGUAUGAAUUUCUAAUAUUCUUCUAAUAUAACAAAUGUUUGCCCUGUAAUAGUACUAUUUAUAGCUGAUCCUAGACACUCUGUACUUCUCCAUAAACACUUGAUUCAACUAAUCACAUUUCAUUGAGUGUCAGUGGGUGUGUAAAAACAGGAAUACACUAAAAUGUGCAGGCUAGGAUUAAAAAACAACGGCAGACAGUGAGAUUCAAUGUAACCAACCUCAAAAGCUUCCAAUAGAUUCGAAAGUACUGUGGAUUCUAUCCCCAGAUAUUGCAGUAUGUAAGGACCUGUAAACACACAGAAUCACUAACAGCUUUGCAUUAAACAGAACUGCAUUAGACAUAUAAUGCUGUGAUUGUGUACUAUUUCAGAAGCAUUUUAACAAAGGAAGAGCAAAAGUCAUAAGCCAUGAUCAUUUUCUCUGAACUCAGCUUUUGGCUGUUUUUAUUAGAAAUGCGUUACUUAUAUAUUUGUAAUGUAUAUGUUACUUUUGUAGAGUUUAUUGCCACUUAUUUAAAUGUACGUGCUGCUGCCUCAGUAACGCUAAAUGAUGGUGCAUGCAACAAAAAAAAAAAAAAAAAACUGUUCCCAUUAAGGUUGUGUACUGAGGAAUUGGAUAUGUGUCCAAUCUAGGACCACAUGCAGUAUCAUAUGGCUCUGAUCAGAUUUAAAAAGUUCAAACUGGGCACACAGCCCUGGAAAACAAAAUCUGAUUAUGUUUUUGCCAAUUUAGCCUGGUAAUAUGAGAAUAGCAUUGGAAAAAAAGUAAGCAUUCAUGGGUUAAUAUGCAUUCAGUGGGUUUUGUACCUAUGGCUAUAUUGAUUCUUCUUUCAAGAACUCAAGCAUUUUUCAGUGGUCGUAGAGGAGAAGAAUUCUUCAGCAAGAAAUCUGGUUCUUCUGGUUCCUAGAGAUUUGGUAAGCUAAAAACGAUUGUAUUUCCAUGAAGAACAUCAUCAUCAUGGUUACUCCAAGAACCUAGCUGCUCCUCCAAGAACUCAGAUGUUCUCCAGUGCUAUUAGACAUGCCUGAAAAAAGUGUUAAGAUUUGCUUCAUAGGCCACUAUAUUUUGAACAAACUUUAAGGACUGAAGAAUUUAUAUCACUGAAAUUAAAUUUAGCUCCUUUAGCAAAUUUAGCAAACAUGUUUGUCCUUAAAAAUAGUUUCUUAAAAUUCUUUUUAAGCAAUGUGUUUUUUCUACAGUUUUACAGUGAUAACAAGCAGCUGUAUGAGAUUUUCAGCACAUUUUCAGGGCCUUUAGACAUUUGUUCUAUUAGUUUUGUAAGUAGUUCAGACCACUAAAAUGAAUGUAAAACCAUCACUGUUAACCUAAGAUUGAAGUUUUUGUAUCACUAAGCCACCAGCCGUAGGUCAAUCCUAGCAUUAAUAUUAUAUUUAUGUAUUAUAAAGAACUAAUAAAGAUGUGAAUGAAGUGACUUUAAA
This is a messenger RNA of Astyanax mexicanus (Mexican tetra), 2181 nucleotides long. RefSeq names its product protein phosphatase 1, regulatory (inhibitor) subunit 14Aa (gene ppp1r14aa). Gene Ontology annotation, biological process: regulation of phosphorylation. Gene Ontology annotation, cellular component: cytoplasm. Gene Ontology annotation, molecular function: protein serine/threonine phosphatase inhibitor activity. The record is from RefSeq and is a predicted model, not a curated record. Lineage: Eukaryota; Metazoa; Chordata; Actinopteri; Characiformes; Acestrorhamphidae. The coding region runs from base 46 to 561 and encodes 171 amino acids. The transcript is spliced from 4 exons.